Prunus dulcis (almond) is the source of this 2328-nucleotide messenger RNA. RefSeq lists its product as uncharacterized. The transcript is spliced from 3 exons. The record is from RefSeq and is a predicted model, not a curated record. Lineage: Eukaryota; Viridiplantae; Streptophyta; Magnoliopsida; Rosales; Rosaceae. Bases 1010 to 2143 code for a protein of 377 amino acids.
CCAGUUUUGUCAGUGGUAAAGUUCACAAAUUCCCAUGUAAAUGGUUUUACUAUUGCUGCCAUUUGUAGGAGUUUCAUGUUUCAAUCAUGCAUUUCUUUUAAGUAUUUUUAGUGUGAGUGGAUCUGAACUUCAUUUGUAAAUUCUGCGGGUCACAAAAUUCCAUGUGUAUAAUAAAGGUAUAUUAUUCUCCCAGGACAAGGUUUCUUCUGCAAAACCCAUCUGUCAAUUGUUGUUCUGUGUUGAAAUUCAACCUAAAUUCUCUGUUGAAUCUUUUCUACAGCUGGGUCAUCUGUACAUUACAUUGCAUCACUUAACUAGCCAUCUAGAGUUAUUUUUUACCUCUGGGUUUGGGAUGCUUUCAUUUCCAGGCUAAUUGGUGUUUAAAGUUUUUAACUUUGGAGAUUAGUUGGCAUUGUGGAUAAAUCCCAGAUGGGUCCUGGGUCCCUUGCUGCUGCAGUGUUGGAAAGUUCAGAUUUUUCUGGGUUUUUGCCGGGUACCAUUAAUUUUUGUUGAUGUAACAAUUUUGUCCAUUGCAUUUAAUUACUUCUAAGCUAGGCCAUAUAAUUUCUCUGUUUAGUGGGUAGGAAGAUCAUUAGGUGUCUCAUGUGCUUCAUCACGUUACUCAUGUAUGCUGAAGAGUAGUUAUCUGUCAAGCUACAUGGUUCCCAGUAGGCUUGUAUAAAGAGCUUGUUUUUGUUGGGGAAUUAUUGGGGAUGGUUUUGUCUCCCAGAUCUGUUUUAGCAUGAAGUUAGAGAACUAAGGUAAUUAACAAAGAUAGGAUUUUGGUCCAGGUUGGUUUGCUGAUAGAAUCUCUACUUCUGUGCAAUUGCAGACUGAGAAAAAAGAAAAAGAAGAAAGAAAGAAAGAAAGAAAGAAAGAAGAGGAAGAUUGUGUUGAACAUGAUUGUGUGGAAUGGAGUUCUGGUUUAGUGGUUAUAGAGUUGUCUUGUGUGGCCCAUGUGAGUGAGAGAGAUAGAGAGAGAGAGAGUGAGAGAUUUGUUUGAGCAAGAAUGAGAUCCAUAGAGGAUAAGGGGUGCUAUAACAACCAUGGACCAACUCAGGAGAUUUCUGGCAGCAGUGCUAUAAAUUUUGAGUUUCACAAAGCAAAUGGAGCUAGCCGUACCCCUCAUCAUCGAACAGCCUUAGGCAAACCAACGCCAUCAAAAUGGGAUGAUGCACAAAAAUGGCUAGUGGGGCUGUCAAGAGGACCAGACAAAAACCAAUCCAAAACCAAGCCCAGAAACUCAAAUGCAGAUGACUUGAGACUCAUAGCUCCUGUGCCACAGAAGGAGCAGGACUAUUCAAGUGGAGAGGAUGAUGGGGUAGAAGAUCAACAAGAAGAAGAAGAAGAGGAAAAUGGAUGUGAUGGCUCUGCAAGGCCAAAUCAAUAUGAUGUGGAGACAAAGAAAGUGGACUGUGAUGACUCAGUUUGGAGAAGCAACAAACCAAUGGAAAACUCAACAGCAGCUAUGAGAUCUUUAUGUUUGAGGGACAUGGGAACAGAAAUGACCCCCAUUGCAAGCCAAGAGCCUUCGAGAACUGCCACCCCUAUUAGAGCCACAACUCCUGCGGCACGGAGCCCUAUAUCUUCAGGAUCCUCCACCCCAGUAAGGCCAUGCCAACAUGGGAUGCAAGCUAGUCAGGGCUAUCAAAAAUCCACUGACGGCAGAAGUAGUCAUGAGGCCAAGUCUUGUGGGAGAGGGAGUGGUGCAGUCAAAAGGUAUGUAGAAGAAUCAAAUGCUUGCAAGAGUAUGCCUGACAACCAGAACUCAGAUCAAGCUAGGAAACCAAGUCCCCUAGAAACUCGAGCAAUGGCUUGGGAUGAGGCAGAACGUGCUAAAUAUAUGGCAAGGUAUAAACGCGAAGAGGUCAGAAUACAGGCCUGGGAAAAUCAUGAGAAGAGGAAAGCUGAGAUGGAAAUGAGAAAAAUGGAGGUGAAAGCUGAGAGAAUGAAAGCUCGCGGUCAAGAAAAGUUAACGAAUAAACUUGCCGCGACUAGAAGAAUAGCUGAAGAAAAGAGGGCUAAUGCAGAGGCCAAACUCAAUGAAAAAGCUUUAAGAACUUCAGAAAAGGCAGAUUACAUAAGGAGGACUGGCCAUUUGCCCUCUACAUUCUCAUUCAAGUUGCCUUCUCUUUGCUGGUAGCAAUAUCUUUAGUACAUGUAACAUCUACUAGUUCUUUUUCUUUUUCUGCCACUUAUUAAAUAUGUAAUUGAACCUUGUGGAUCUAUUGUGGAGUUUAUCAUAUUUGUUAACUGUUUGAAACAUGCAUUUAAGGGAAGGGGUAAGUUCCUAAAAUAAUUUGUGAACACCCACCCCAUUCACAAAUA